Toxorhynchites rutilus septentrionalis is the source of this 1375-nucleotide messenger RNA. RefSeq lists its product as uncharacterized. The coding region runs from base 21 to 299 and encodes 92 amino acids. The transcript is spliced from 2 exons. NCBI's taxonomy places the organism in Eukaryota, Metazoa, Arthropoda, Insecta, Diptera, Culicidae. The record is from RefSeq and is a predicted model, not a curated record.
UGGAAAAUGGAAAACAUCAUAUGAACGGCCAGGUUCACGCCUCACCAUCGCACGAGGAACUAGUUGAGCUGGAUCCUGAGGAGGCUGAAUUGGAUGAUAACAUCUAUUCCGACGAUGAAAACGGAUCUGCUUCCGAUGACUGCAUCUAUGCAUACAGAGGUGACGAUGAUGCGCCAAAUCCGUUAGAUCACCGGGAUCUGCAGGCAGAUGAUGAGACUGAUUUUUUGGAGAUGGAUUUUGACCCAGAGCCAAGCUCAGAAUUGGAGAAUCUGUUGGAAAAUCAAGAUGAAGAGGACUAAAAUCAAAUAAGAAUAGUCCGGUGAUGAUCUUAUGCAUUAUAUUCAAUACAUAAUCCACGCCACUGACAUUAUUUUAUACAUUCCAUUGAACAAUAUUCUAAAAUAGGAAAAAGUCACUUGUCCAAAAAAGUUAUUCCUAUACUCACGUCGGAGUCUCAGACCGAAAGUGUUAAAAAAGUGACACACGUUCCCUUCGUACCAACACAUACGAUACGCUAAACCAUGACGAACGACGAAUAACGAAGCUAGAGAGAAUCGCAAAGUCGUAGUGUUAAUAUUUUCUGAGAAAUGAACGAUUUAUUGGUUUCUCGGUCUCACAGACCUAUGCGCGAGUAUAGGAGUAUUAAAAACAUAGUUAAACAUCUAUUAUAAAACCGCAAACAAAGCGACGCGUCGUUGGGCCUGUCUAUACAGAAACAUAUCAUUAAAAUGAACUGAACGGUUCAGUCACUAACCAUUCAUCUAAGUGAAUCAGUUCUUUUCAACCGUUCUUUCGCUCUUUCAUUCAUCGCUAUUAGGAACAACAUAGAAUGUUAGCUGGAACCCAACAUCAAUAGACAGCUAUUCAUUGAAAACGUUGGACUGGAUAGAAGAUUUUUUGACUCGUAUGGGAUUUAUAUUUUUGAAAUUUAGUGGGAAAAGAUAGUCUCUACUUCUUUAAAAGUCGCAAACUUUUAUAUGAAAAUAUGGUUAUCAGAAAUUAUGAGAGAUUUAGAGAGUUAAAGAAAAAAUACAGCAGCGAUUUUUUUCUAAUUUUCACUAACAAUAAAUCAUACAAAAAAUCAUGAUAACACGUGGACGCAAUAGGCCAAACAAUAGAUUGAAAGCAAGGAAAAAACUUUUUUCUCAACUUUCUCCCAUUAGAAGACUUUAUGUUUAACUAAUUAAUGGAUCGUCCCAGCUUCCACUAGAUUUUUUUUUCUGAUAAUCAGAAAGUGUAUGAUUAUAACGCGGAAUUGAGAAAAUACAUGAAAUUAGAAGAAAAAAAGACGGGUGGGUAAUGUCGGGGACAUAACCGGAGUGACGUAGGACUAUACAAAGGGGACAGCUUUUGUUAAAUAUAUAUUUUAAAUAUA